AUGGCAGUGUUUGGGGAUAACAAUGGACGUUGGAUUGUCGGCUUUCACCGUCGCAUUGGAAACUACUCGCCUCUCCAUGUUGAGUUUCAUGCAAUUCUGGAUGGACUUUUAACUGCUUGGAACCAUGAUGCUCGCCAGGUUGAAGUCAAUACCGAUAAUAGCCAAGUGGCUGGAGUCCUAAAUUCUAAGUCGCAUGGUCAAGAAGUAGCCAUUCUUAGAAGAAUUCGACACAUCCUCCAGUUUCAAUGGUCUGUUGAGUUUACUCAUUCUUGCAGGGAAUUAAAUACCGUUGUUGAUGCUCUUGCUCACCUCGGCUACACCGAAAAUCUGGAUUUUACUGUCCUUCACCAUCCUCCUGAUGGGUUUCAUAAACUCCUCUCCAGAGAUAUGGCUGAGGCUUGCUGA
Hibiscus syriacus is the source of this 405-nucleotide messenger RNA. RefSeq lists its product as uncharacterized. The record is from RefSeq and is a predicted model, not a curated record. Lineage: Eukaryota; Viridiplantae; Streptophyta; Magnoliopsida; Malvales; Malvaceae. Bases 1 to 405 code for a protein of 134 amino acids. Gene Ontology annotation, molecular function: nucleic acid binding; RNA-DNA hybrid ribonuclease activity. The transcript has a single exon.